Molecule: messenger RNA, 2900 nt
Organism: Coregonus clupeaformis (lake whitefish)
Lineage: Eukaryota; Metazoa; Chordata; Actinopteri; Salmoniformes; Salmonidae
Product: bone morphogenetic protein 10-like
Exons: 2
Coding region: 414-1898 (494 amino acids)
Biological process (GO): SMAD protein signal transduction; BMP signaling pathway
Cellular component (GO): extracellular region
Molecular function (GO): growth factor activity; cytokine activity
Source: RefSeq, a predicted model, not a curated record
CGUUGGACACAGCAAAGCCACCCUCUAGCUGGAACGCCAACUCUUUAGAAAACAACAUCAAAAGGUGUGCAUUAGGAUAAAUGGCAUACGAUCUGGAAUGAGAGCAGUCUAUCAGAGUUCCAAGCCACACACAGCAAGAGGAACACACAGGGAGAGCCACAGAAAACAAACCUCCUCACUGGUCAACUCCAAGGCUCAACAGAAGUUGAGUUUUGAGUCACCAGAGAACCGACAACCAACCGGAUCAGCAAGAGAAGAACACGGUUGUUGUUUCUCACACUUCAUCAAGCUGAACCCAACCUCCAGUGGACCGUUGGAUUAACACGUUUGAUAGAUAUAAUUCUGUUCAAUCUCAACAUUGGACAUUCCCUGUGGAUAUACCAUACAACACAAGAACAGUAGCUCUCCUCUCCAUGGCGGACAAUGGGCUCUCCAGGUUAGAGGCUACCUCUAUCACCAGGACCUUCCCCCUGCUCCCCUUGCUGCUCCUGAUGUGGCCCCUUUCUGGGCAGGGCAGCCCCAUCUCCCUGGCCCCAGAGAGGCAUCGCCCUGCUCCAGGUCUGGGGGACGGCCACGGGGGCGUCAUAGACCCAUCUCUGUUGGAGCAGGACAGUGAUGUGGACAUGCAGAGCCUGCUGGAGAGCCUCCGGACCUUCAACCUGUCUGGCCUGGGCCCUCCUGCCCAGGCACCUGGCAGUGUCCGCGUGGAGCCGCCCGAGUACAUGAUGGAGCUUUACAACCGCUUCGCCAACGACCACACCGCCAUGCCAACCGCCAACAUCAUCCGCAGCUUCAAGAACGAAGACUCAUCUCCCUGCAGUUUGGGUAGUAGAGGGGUGAGACAACACCCUCUGCUCUUCAACGUAUCCAUACCCCACAAUGAGCGUAUCACCGCCGCAGAGCUGCGUCUCUAUACCUUGGUCCAGACCGACCGCAACCUCUACGCUGGGGUCGACCGCAAGGUGACCAUCUAUGAGCUGCAGCAGGAUGGAACAGGGGAGGACAACAGAACAGCGAAGGACACAGAGAGAGGAGGAGCAGGAGGAGGAGGACGGGAGGAGUUAGUGGAGCUGGCAUCACGGCAGGUCUAUGGUACUGAUAAUGGCUGGGAGGCCUUUGACCUAACUGCUGCCGUCCAGCACUGGCGCAAAUCAGAGUACAGCACCACCCAUAGGCUGGAGGUCCACAUAGCAAGCCUGGCCUCUGAGGGGGAAAGGGGGCAGACACUAGCAGAGGGUGAGGGAGAAGGAGAGGGAGAGGGGAGGAGGACAUUCAGGGGAGACAUGGAGAUAGACACCAGCCCAGAUGACAAACACAAACCCCUGAUGAUUAUCUUCUCCGACGAUCAGAGCGGUGAUCACCGCGAUGACAAGAGGGAGCUGAACGAGAUGAUUGGACACGAGACCUCAGAGGCGGUGCUUCAGGGUGACCUGGAGCUGAACAGGCUGUGGGGGGAGCUGGGCCAGGCGGGGGGCAAGGAAGAGGAGGAAGAGGAGGAGCAGGACGAAGAGGCCCUGCUCCAGAUGCGCUCCAAUCUGAUCUAUGACACGGCCUCCAGAAUCCGCCGCAACGCCAAGGUCAACCAGUGUAAGAAGCAGUCCCUGUACGUGGAGUUUAAAGACAUCGGCUGGGACAGCUGGAUCCUAGCACCUGCCGGGUACGAGGCCUUUGAGUGCAGCGGCAUCUGCACAUACCCGCUGACUAAACACGUGACGCCCACCAAGCACGCCAUCGUCCAGACAUUGGUGAGCAUGAAGAGCCCACAGAAAGUGACGCGGGCCUGCUGCGUGCCCACCAAGCUGGAUCCCAUCUCCCUGCUUUACAUGGAUGACACUGGAGUAGUCACGUACAAGUAUAAGUUUGAGGGCAUGGUGGUGGCAGAGUGUGGCUGCAGAUAGCUAGUCCACCCUGCUGCUCAUAUGGACAUGGAGAGAGACAUUCGUGAAGAGAAAUGACAGGGUGUGGAUGGACAAAGCAAAGAUGACUUUUUUUUUUUUUUUAAGCAUGAUGGUAUUAGAAUACAUGGACUCUGAAUUGAAUCUAGAAUCACCGCUGAGAACAGUUGAGAAGAAAAACAAUAAGGAAGAGAAUAGGUAUCCCGGACAGGGAAGAACAGUACUUUGUUGUAUCUGCAGCUAUGACAUGUAUGUGUAUAUAAGAUGGAUCUAAACCAAACCGUUUGUACAUUGUGUAUGUAUAUUUUGUAUUUCAGGAAAAUGUAUAUUUUAUUUUGUACAGUAAAAUGUCUAUGAUACCAAUUCAUAAUUCUGUAAUAGAAGCAGUUGGAUGCCAUUUCAAGCUAAAUAACACAUUUGGAAUUUGUACAAAAUUCUGAGGAAAAAAGGAUGGACCUUCAAGAAUAAACUAUCCUCAGGUCACCCAAAGGCUUCCAGCAAUACAGUAACCAGCCGUACAGUGAUGUCCAGUAGGCCUAGCUGGUGGGACAUUACAGGGCUCUCCACAGUUAGCUCUCCACAGUUAGCUCUCCACAGUUAGCUCUCCACUGACAUUGAUCUCCUGACUUAUGUCUUCCUCUCCACUUAUCUCUGUUCUCCCCCUCCCUGGAUGCUAACACUAAUCCACACUUCAUUUAGCAUGUCUCCCUAACAGCAACAGAAACAGGCCUCCCAAGGGAAACACAAACCUGACUGGACUGGACUUCUGGUAGGGGGCCUACCCUCAUCCUCACCACCUCCCCCUAGCAUUUAGGGCAGUGGGCUGAGGUCAGUGCAGGGGUUAGGGUGGGCUGGGUUAUCUCCCUCGGGCCCUCACCCACCUUCCCACAUCGGCCUCAGAGUCAGUCACAUGCCGUGCGAGCCGCUCUCUCCCACUCCUCCACACCGUGCCGAUAAGGAGGUGUUGGCGGUGAGAAACAUGUGCUCCGCCACUCAGGACUGGAG